UCCAAUUUUAAAUUUGACUAUAAUUGCUCCCUCCCAAUUACUCCCCAUUCUCGUUGCAUUAUCUCUCAUCAAUUAACUUUCAGUUUUGUUUUUAAGUCAAGUUUAAGUUAAUUCAGUAUACGCGCGUUCAUAUUGAUGGUGGGUACUACUUCUACUGGAUGUUGUUGACAUUCUAGUAAAAUUGAUAUUGGACAAAAUUUUUCUGUAUUAUUGGUAUUUGAGAAGUGAUCUUUGUUUACUAGGCUUCAAUUUUAUAUAGUGAAUAGUUGUGAAAUUUUGUUGUAGUCAAGUUUUUGAAAUCCAGUCAGAAUGUUGGGAAUAUUCAAUUUUAUGGAAGGAUAUAACCAUUUUAUGAAAAUACAUUCAGAUCCGAGAACAAAAGACUGGUUCCUGGCAGGAAAACUUGGACAUUUAAUACUUAUCCUAGUUACUUAUGUGUAUUUCUGUACAAAGAUUGGACCGAAGUUAAUGAAAAACAAGAAGCCAUUUGAAUUGAAGAAGACCAUCCAAAUAUACAAUUUACUACAAGUAUUUGCAAGUGUAUAUUUAUUCUACGAGGGUCUUGCAGCUGGAUGGGCAACAGAUUACAAUUAUACGUGUCAACCACUUGUUCCAGGUGAAAAAGGAAUGAGGAUGGCAAAAGCUGUUUACUUCUACUUUAUUUGUAAAUUAGUGGAAUUGUUAGAUACGGUAUUUUUCAUUUUACGUAAAAAAUAUAACCAGGUGACGUACUUACAUCUUUAUCACCAUACAAUUAUGCCAAUGUGCGCUUGGAUUGGAGUUACCUUUUUCCCAGGUGGUCAUGGAACCCUUUUGGGACUCAUAAAUUGUUUUAUUCAUGUGAUAAUGUACGUCUACUACUUUCUUUCCUCACUAGGUCCACAAUACCAACCAUAUCUAUGGUGGAAAAAAUAUGUUACAAAACUACAAAUGAUUCAAUUCUGCAUCGUUUUCUGGCACAACUUCCAAGUACUGUUCAAAUCUUGCGACUACCCAAAAUUUUUGAAUAUCCUUCUCGCCAGUCAAGCCGCUUACUUCCUGUACCUUUUCGGCUGCUUCUACGUGAAUAGCUACAUAAAAAAUAAGAAAUCCAAGUUAGAUCAAGAAGUAAUAACUAAUAGAGUUAGUAGGAACGGCUUACAAAACGGACAAAUCAAAAACAAUUCCACAACAAACGGUCACUUGGUGAACGAUUUUACUUCGGUGGACCCUUUCAAAACCAGUAAAACGAAAGCUAAUUAUUACAGUGAAUUUUUAGUUCUUUCAAAGAAAUCAUCAAAAAUGGCCUUAGCAUUGAAAAGAUUAUAUCAAACAUGGAAUUGGAUCUUCGAUGAACUGGCGGAUAAGCGAGCAACAGAACAGAAUUUGUUUUUAAUGUCAUCAGUUUUGCUGCCGAUAUCAAUAAUUGCCGCUUACUUUUACUUCAUUUAUAAUUUGGGGCCUCGUUUAAUGGAAAAUCGAAAACCUUUCAACCUCCGAAAUAUACUACUAGUAUACAAUUUUUCGCAAGUCAUUGCAAAUUUUUAUAUAGUAAGCGAGGCCGUUCCCGAGAUAUGGUAUCACGUGAAUUGGAGCUGUCAGAAGAUUGACUACAGCAAUAGUUCUCACGCCCUACAUAUACUAAAGCUGUACCACUUCUUUUUCCUUACUAGAAUGUUCGAUCUAUUAGAAACGAUAUUUUUCGUAUUAAGAAAAAAGCAAAAACAAGUGUCAUUUUUGCAUGUCUAUCAUCAUGCUGGUAUGUUUCUUAUGACAUGGAUCUGCGUAAAAUUCGUUGCAGGCGGAUAUGGUUCGUGGGUUGGAUUAAUAAAUUCGACUGUACAUGUUGUCAUGUACAUCUACUACUUCCUUUCAGCUUUGGAUGAUAAAUGGAAACGGAAUAUAACAUUCAAGAAAUCCAUCACACAAUUGCAAUUGGUUCAGUUUUCACUAUUGAUAUUCAUCUAUGGAAGACAAUUAUUCAUAGAAUGCGAGUAUCCACGCAUUUUAUCUUAUUUCUUUGUACCCCAAAAUUUCUUUAUGUUGAUACUCUUUGGAGACUUCUAUAGGAAAGCCUAUUUUAAUAAAUCUGUCAAACCACGAGCGCAAGAUUAAACGUUGAUAUCAUCAUAGGAAUGGUGACUUUGUUUUAGAAGUUAUGAAUAUGUAUUUAUAGUUUCGGUUAUUUACUAAACGUAUAGUUGAUUUUUUGCAAAACAUACAUUCAUUUAUAAGGUUAAAUUAAUUCCUUGGUUCUUUCUUCAUUCUUUAACAAACUCAAUAUUUUAACAAACCUUGAUUAUUUUGUUAAGAAAAUUAUAUAUUAUUUUACUUAUCACUUCCACUAUAAUUUUUUUGACAAGAAUCGUUUCCUUAUCGAUCUCACGAUUGUUAUUAGCGAUUACCCAGAAAAUAAAGCUCUAAAAAAGGCAAAACCUCGCCAUUUUUUGUGGUUUGUGAAAAAAUUUGGAAUUACCAUUCCACACUUUUUGUUUUUUAAGGGUGAAAACUAGCCCUAAUUUUAAAAAAAUAUCAAAUAACAUUUUAAACCUUAAUAUGGGUGAAAUUUGGCUUGGAUUAGUUAAAUAAGAAUUGUUUAAUGUUGUAGGAUACAAUUUCAUAAUAUUUCAACCCUUAAUAAUAAAGCCAUUUUUAUAAUAUAACUUAGUUAUCUAAAUACAAAAAAAGUAGAAUUCCGUAGAAAAAAAUAUUUUAACACAUACAUUUACAUACAUAGUUACGUAUUACAUGCAAUGAAAUUUACAAAUCUGGCUCAUUAAUUUUAUUUCCAUCAAAGUCGAUGUUGUCUUCGUCCUCUUCAAUUACUGGUGAACUAUUAUUGCAGUAUCCACCCGAGCAGAACAAGUGGAAUUGCAGUACAAACAAAGUUUUCUUCACCCGCAUAAAGUGCCGCACCCUCUUUUGCAUUAACAAAAAAUCAUUUUUAAAAGUUCCUCGGUACGUGGUGUAAUAAACAUUCAUUAAAAUGCCUUCCUCAAUCUACUGCUCUGAUGUUUUCAUUUCUAAGCCAUUCUUGAAUUUGAUACCCUUUAACCCACCACUGUGAAGAGUAAAGGUAUAUCUAUGUAUAUAAAAAAAUGUCCAUCGAAGUGUUUUGAAUAAGGAUGGCGCCACAUUAGCAUGGGGGUGAAUUCCAUACUUAUUCUUUUAGGUUAUAUUUAAUAUGAUACACAUUUUUUUUAUAAAUUUUUCAUUGACAAAAUAUUGAUUAAACUAUAUAUAUAUAUAUAUAUAUAUAUAUAUAUAUAUAUAUAUAUAUAUAUAUAUAUAUAUAUAUUAGAAUUUAUAUUAUAAAUUUUGUAAGAAUGUUUUUUAUGUCAAAUACUAAGUAAACAUUAUUGCUUUUAUAAACAUUAAUACAUAAUAAAGUGAUAUACGUAUUUGAUGAUUACCAUAUUGUGAUCGUUUUUCUUAGUUAUUUGUAAUGAAAAAAAUACAAGAAAAAACAAAUAUUAAUAAGACAUGCAAUACAUUCUUACUAUGUUACUAUCUGAAACUUAAAUAACUGUUCACAUAUAGAGGUAGCACAUUCAUUGCACCCUAUAAUAUGCCAAUAUUCCUUAUUCAGUAAUUUCUCUUGUAUUUUGACCUAUUACAACUAACCAUACUUUUAGACAUAAAUUAAACAAUAGAUGAAAUAGCAAUAAGUAAGUAGCUCACAAAGAAGCUGUUACUUUAGCGCUAUGGUAGUAAAAUGUCGAUUUAUUACAAAUAAGUCCCUUCUAUUUUGGUAUAACAACAUUGUUAACUGUUAAAUACACAGAUUUCUUUUUAAAAA
This is a messenger RNA of Diorhabda carinulata, 3778 nucleotides long. RefSeq lists its product as uncharacterized. The record is from RefSeq and is a predicted model, not a curated record. NCBI's taxonomy places the organism in Eukaryota, Metazoa, Arthropoda, Insecta, Coleoptera, Chrysomelidae. Gene Ontology annotation, molecular function: fatty acid elongase activity. Gene Ontology annotation, biological process: sphingolipid biosynthetic process; fatty acid elongation, saturated fatty acid; fatty acid elongation, monounsaturated fatty acid. The coding region runs from base 310 to 2094 and encodes 594 amino acids. Gene Ontology annotation, cellular component: endoplasmic reticulum membrane. The transcript has 13 exons.